CCGCGCUCCGCGGUGCUCGUAUAGCAGAUGGUGUUCGUCUUUUGCUUCUCAUCCGUCGAAGUCGUGGCGGAGGCCGCGUUUCUGCUGGGAUUUCCAUCACUUCCUGCCUUUUCCCCUUCCAUUUUUCGGCUGGUCAGAUCCUUGGUGCAUUCUAAAUCCCUGCAACUCUUGAGAAGUCUUUGGAUGCCACGUGAGUGGUGAGAGGGCAUGGUUUCCCUAUCAGUCGGAGGACUUGGAGUGAGUCUAAGACUAUGCUUUGCUUUCCUCUGCUAUCUGAAGCCAACCUGCAAUGAAGACACAUUGAUUGAACUUGCAACGUCUCUUAAAGCUCUCCUCCUUGACCAUCUUGUGGAAUUGAAGAUGUUUUGUGAGGAUAAAGCAAUGGCCAGUCGAAGUCCUUCACCGAAAGUUACAAUGACAGGGAUAUCAAGCUCGAGUGGCAUCAUCUCCAUAAAUUCAGACAGAGAACCAACUCAAGCACUUGACCAGCAAACUGGGGCCUCGCAUGGACAUGUGGCUAUCCUUUGGGACAUUGAGAACUGUCCGGUUCCAAGUGAUGUCCGGCCCGAAGAUGUUGCUGGUAACAUAAGAAUCGCUCUACGAGUGCAUCCUUUCAUUAGGGGAGCUGUUACAGUGUUCUCUGCUUAUGGGGAUUUUAAUGCUUUCCCCAGACGAUUGAGGGAGGGCUGCCAGAGAACUGGAGUUAAACUAGUAGACAUCCCAAACACUAGAAAAGAUGCUGCCGACAAGGCUAUCUUGGUUGAUAUGUUUCUUUUUGCUCUAGAUAACCAACCACCCUCGUCAAUCAUGCUGAUAUCUGGCGACGUAGACUUUGCUCCUGCUUUGCAUAUUCUUGGUCAGCGUGGAUACACCAUAAUCCUUGUCAUCCCUUCAGGAGUCGGUGUUUCUUCGGCUCUCAGAAAUGCAGGACAGUUUGUAUGGGACUGGCCUUGUGUAGUCCGUGGCGAAGGUUUUGUGCCUCCAAAGACUUUUCCCCAUGGCUACAUCAUGAAUUUCAGGAAUGAGGAUAACCCUGACAUGGAAAAUGGAGAAGAGACCAUUGUUUAUCAAGGACUCUCGAUAAGCGAAGAUCCCACUUGGGGUAACUUUAACCAAGCAUAUAGUUGUAUGCCUUCGCAAGUAUCUAGAGAACGUAGUGGAGCUUCUCAAUCAUCAGAGUACAAUAUCAAUAACUUAGCAGCUGGGUCUUGUUUUACUUCUUCAAGAUGUGAAAGUCUUCCAUCUGUUCAAGUACAUCAGAAUUCUUCCCUGGAUCAGGACUGGUGGGUUCAACCAGGAGAUCUUCACGGUUUGAAGGGCCAGAUAGUAAGGCUGCUAGAGAUGUCUGGUGGGAGUUUGCCUCUCAUACGUGUUCCUUCAGAGUAUCUCAAGGUAUUUAGGAGGCCGCUCUAUGUGUCAGAGUAUGGAGCUUACAAACUGGUGAAUCUCUUUCAGAAAAUGGCUGAUGCACUAUUUGUAGUCGGGAAGGGGCAUAGAAAGCUGCUGUGUCUUCACAAUUCUGCUGGUAGACAUAUAAAAAGGUGCCUGGGUAGUCCAGCUAUGGUGAUGACAAAUGAAAAGGGAAAGAGGGUUCCGGAAGAGAGCAUCGAUAUCAGCACCUGUCCUCAAUUAGGUAGCUUCUCUGAUGAAUCCUUGGAAGAUGAGAAGAAUGAUGAUUUUUUUCUAGGUUCAACCUAUGAUUUUGAGGACCAGCUUACAAAUAUCAGACAGGAAACGCAAGAGCUUCUUGUUUGUUACUCUUGUCCAAUUCCCCUUGGUGCUUUUGCAGCUCUCUAUGAGCAGCGUUACAAGAAAGUCCUCGACUACCAGAGCUUUGGAGUGGAUUGUCUAGAACAAUUGAUUGAGAAGAUGAGAGAUGUUGUGAAGUUGUGUGAGGAUCGGGAUAGCAAGAAAAAGUUUCUUGUAUCCAGUUUCUUAAGCAGAUAAGUUAACUUGAAAGUUUGACUUACCAGAGAACAAAUGAUAAGUUGAAAAAUGUCGUGAAGUUGUACGAGGAUCAGCAAAGCAAGAGGGAGUUUCCUGUAUCCAAAUUUUUUAUGUGGAUAAGGUCAUUUCUAGUGGCCAAUUCGUCACUGCUAUCUUCUCUACUUCAUAAUCAGCAAGUCAAAUAUUAUGUUGUGCAGUAGUAUGCGUCCGGUGCCAACAAUGACACCUAUUUUUUUCCAAGUGUCUGUAAAGCAUGUCCAAAGGCACAAGCUGCACUUUAUGUACUUUAUGAUGUUAGCAAAUGAGAUGGCAAAUGGAACUCUACAUUUUCAAAAGUGGAGAAUUGACUUUA
Molecule: messenger RNA, 2299 nt
Organism: Musa acuminata AAA Group (dessert banana)
Lineage: Eukaryota; Viridiplantae; Streptophyta; Magnoliopsida; Zingiberales; Musaceae
Exons: 3
Coding region: 208-1947 (579 amino acids)
Biological process (GO): regulation of gene expression
Cellular component (GO): peroxisome
Molecular function (GO): RNA nuclease activity
Source: RefSeq, a predicted model, not a curated record